AAGAAAGAGGUCGUCGACGUGCCGUACGCAUCCGUAGAAUACCAGCCGAUUGAAGAUGGCUCCAAGCGAAGCGCCGGCGCGCAGGGGAGGAGAUGAAACUGCCGUUAUACCCCGUGUCAUUCCACCCCAUCUGAACCUGCAUCAGGAGAGGGAGAGCAUACUACAGGGAAAACCGAAGCUUCACCUACUACUAUUAAUCAUAGGAUGUUUCAGCGUCGUUGGACUCGCUAUAUUCGCAGCCACAGGAGCGAAGCGAAAAGUGACGUUGAUACCACACCUUAGAACGCCUGCUGUCAAAACAGUCAUCGCUGGCGGCAGUUCGGCUGCCACGUCUGGCCAUGCGCAGACUACCUUUAGCUCAGCCGAGGCAGAGCUAACGAACGACACAAUGCGGAAAGUUGGGUUCCGCGCACAUUCUUACCGACGGCUGCGAGUUCCUCGUGACAAUUCUUCUGCGGACAUUGCUGCCUCCAUAGCGAGAAGCCAGCCCAUAUGGUGUUUCUACGAAUCGGAAGACCACCACUUCACUGUGGACAGUCUUCCUUUCGAGUUAUGUAAUGCGAUUGUCUUCUGCUGUUUCGCACUCAGGCCAGAUGGGAGCAGGCUCGUGCCGAGCGAACAAGACAGGCUUACUCUCCUGGGAAAACGACGCAGGCCUAGCCAAGCGUUUCGUCUUUUCCUAGGCAUAGCCUCGCCUACAGAGACAACGGGAUUCGAAUCCCUAGCUGCCAGAGCCCACGACAAUGUCACCGUCUUCCAAAUGUGCCACCAUCUUUUGGAACACGCGCGGCGGUUUCGUUUGCAAGGAAUACUUUUCCAACCUCCAGACGAAACACCCGUAUCCUUUCACUUGUUCCUUUUUAAGCUUCACGGCUGUCUUGCAUCCUUCGAUAUUGAACUGACUACUAUCCUACCUGAGGCCAUCAUAGACGACAACGCCUUCACCACGUAUGAAGACUAUUUCAAGUAUUUUGAGAACGUAAUAAUCUGGGGCCAUACGCCUAGCAUGGGAUACGCAACGUGUCCUUUCGAUAAAGCGGCUUUGCCAUGGCUCCGUUGGCUAGAGCGUCGCAGUGCUGCCGUGCGCAAGAAAGCGGUGCUCAGCAUAAGUGUGGGCCCGCUUCGGUACAAGUCCCAACUGCAGCACGGCACCUUGGGUCCGGCCUGCUUUGGUCAGCAAGCAAAGGAACCUCCACGAAGAGUUUCCUACGCUCAGUUAUGUCAGAAGAUAUUUGAAUCUGCCAAUGAGGAGUCAGUCGUGGGCUCCGGAUGCCACGUAUACCGCAAGGGAGAAAGUUGUUAUCUCGUCCUUUCUGUCAAAGCAUUGGCAACGAUGGAAGAAGUUCAUCAGCAGUUCAAACACGGUGUUGCCAUCUUGGACCUGAACUUGGACGACUAUAGCGGUGUGUGCGGGGAGAAGUAUCGUGUGUUCAAUGUUCUCUUUAACAUGCUGAACCAUGACAACUGAUCUGCGCAGCCAUGUCGUUGCUUGACUUGGUAGUCAGUAAUUCAAGUUUGUGCAUCGGA
Messenger RNA from Ornithodoros turicata, 1527 nucleotides. RefSeq lists its product as uncharacterized. The transcript is spliced from 13 exons. The record is from RefSeq and is a predicted model, not a curated record. NCBI's taxonomy places the organism in Eukaryota, Metazoa, Arthropoda, Arachnida, Ixodida, Argasidae. The coding region runs from base 56 to 1468 and encodes 470 amino acids.